AUGCGUGCUCAUAUUAAAACAUUUAUUAUAUGUAAUACUAUAUUUCAGAUUACUUGGAGACGACUUUUAAUAGUCAUUUUUCGCCCGGACACUUCAAAGAUGUAUGGCAGAAAAAACACCCAACUGAUCACCAAAAGCCGGAUGAGCAGCAAAACGAUCUGCAAGAAGAAGCGACAACGUUUGAAAUUCCUUCCCAGUUUUUGUUUUCAUGCCCAAAUGAGGGAUACGUCAAAAGCUAUCAGCGCCAUUCUAGUCUUGAAAAGCACCUUGAGUUUGGAAAAUGUCAACUACAACUAGAAAAAGAGACGCUUUUUGACAAGGCUAAAACAUUAUAUCAAAGGAAACUCCUCGAAGGCGGAUGUGCUUCAAUAACUAUCCAGGCCGAAGCGAUGUCUCAGGAGGGCAGCACACCGCUCCCAGUGGGUUGGGCCCUGAGCUCAUCUAAGAAGGGGAAUCGUUUCAGUGAUACCCAGAAACGUUACCUCGAAGACAAGUUUAUGAUUGGUCAAGAAACGGGCCACAAGCAAGAUCCAGCAGUCGUAGCACAUGACAUGCGCUUCGCUCGAAACAAUAAAGGAGCAAGACUGUUUACUGUUCAGGAAUUUUUGACCGCCAGACAAAUCCAGUCUUUCUUCUCGAGGAGGGCCGCAAAACUACGACGUCAGGGGCAGUCGACAUGCGAGACCGACCUGGAGCCUAAUGAUGACGAUAUAGCUGCAGCAGAAGAAGAACAGGCCUACGAGGACAUUCGUACGCUAGUCCUUAGCGAAGUCCAGCUCCGCCAACCUAUCGUGUUUGACACCUACAAUCUGUGA
Paramuricea clavata is the source of this 815-nucleotide messenger RNA. The record is from the annotation of a GenBank genome assembly. Lineage: Eukaryota; Metazoa; Cnidaria; Anthozoa; Malacalcyonacea; Plexauridae.